AUGUUGAUGGUGAACUCCAGUGCUGGCCUAAAAGUAUGCAAAGGUCUCUGGACAUAUUACGACACUUGGAAAGAUUAUCAAGAAGACGUUGCCGUUAUUUGUGAUUCUCUGACUGGCAUUGAAAAUACCCUGACGCUUUUACAAAACUCGAUGACAGCAAGGCCGAAGCCGCCCCCAAAUGAAGCUCACGAUGAAUCUUGCCGAGACGCUGUACAACGAUGCAAAGCCACUAUGGGCAAAUUAAGAGAAAAGCUAGGGGAAAUUGAAAAUAGCAAUAGUUCCGGCGGACUUCGACGUCAGGCCAAAUUCCAGUGGAAGAAAGUCAAAUAUCCGUUCAAGGAGAGAAAGAUCUUCAAGUUGCGUGGUCUUCUGGUGGAAACAAAGUCGGAUCUACAACUCUUGUUGCAUGUUUUGAGAUUGAACCAGUCGGAUCAACUGUCAUUGAAUAUGGCCAAUGCCAAUGAAUAUGUGACAGACUUGCAAAAGUCGAAAAAGGAUAAAAAGUACAAAGAAGUCCUCGACUGGGUGUGUACAGUCGAUCCAUCAGCCAAACACGGUGAUACAAAUUCAAAGAAAGAGCCCGGUACAUGCAAUUGGCUCUUUCAAAGACCCGAAUUCGAUGAAUGGAAGACACAAGGAUCGGUUUUGUGGAUUAAAGGCGAGCUUGGCUGUGGAAAAUCAGUUCUCUGUUCCGCAGCGAUCGAACAUAUGAAGCUUUAUUGCACAACUACACCGGGAACUAUACUUUUAUACUAUUAUUUCUCCUUCACUAAUCAGUCCUUGCAAAACACAACCAUAUGCUUAUCAUCACUACUACGCCAGCUCUGCACAGAAUCUACCAGCAUCAUGGCCAUGGUAGAACAAAUGCACGAGAAAUUCCAUCAAAAUCACAACAAUCCCAAAAAACUGGCUUUUGACGAUGUCCAAACAUGUCUUCAGUCUGCAAUUGCAGAGCUGACAAAAGAUAAGAAGGAUGUAUAUGUUGUAAUUGAUGCUCUUGACGAAUUGCCAGAUGACCGAGAAGGGUUACAGAGAGCACAGAUGUUGAAGUGGAUAGUGGAAACAUCAAGCCGGGAAAUACACCUUCACCUCUUAUUUACUAGCCGAGUGGGCUUCAGUUGUAUCGACAUUGAGAAAACCAUGGAAUCGCAAUCUCGACUGUACAAAAUUUCCAUUGACGCGGUCACGAACCACGAUGACAUACGGUUAUAUCUCGAAGGGCAGUUUCAGGGUAAUAAGAACUUGAAAAACUUGGGAAAUGUUGCCCGGGUGAAUAUCAUUGAGAAACUUAUUGGCAAGUCUGGUGGGAUGUUCCAAUGGGUUAGCUGGCAGCUCUAUGAAUUAAAAGGUCUCCCCCCAAUUGCGAGACCGAAGGACAUUGAAGAGGUUAUAAAUUCAAUGCCGCCCACCUUAGGCGAGUGUUAUAUGAGGAUAUUACAAGGAGUCAACAGCCGAUUCCAACCCGAGAUCGCGAAGGCGUUACAAUGGAUAUCGCUUUCUCUUCGGCCCCUCGAUGUCAAAGAGGUGAACGAGGCAUGCAUCAUCGACGUUACCAAGUUACCAGCUAUCAAUGGAGGUAAAUUCCGUGCAGAGGGUAUUGCAACCUGUCUGUCAAGUUUCGUGACUCGAAGAGGUUAUAAAAAUACCGAACUAUCUCUAUGCCAUUUUUCGGUAAAGGAAUUUUUAUCGAGCACAAUCCAAGACAGUGCAUACUCCAGGUACGGAUUCAGAGAAGGUGUUGCCCAUGCGUCCAUCGCGGAAAGUUGUAUUGCCUAUAUCUAUUACUACAGUCAUUGUACGACGAAACUGAACACGCGAAGCGACUUCAAAUACUUUCCCCUUUUGCUUUAUGCAUGUCAACAUUGGUUUCAUCACCUGAAGCUUGCCGCAGAAGAAGAGCAGGAGAGACUCGCUCCGUUGGUCAUGGGAUUUCUUACCUCUGGGGGUGUAUAUUCCUAUGCUCUGACGAUAUACAAUCCUCUUUAUCCGGUAGGGCCGUUUCCGUGUAAAAUUUAUACUUUGGCUUCACCAUUUGGCUGGGCGGCUGUUCUUGGGCUGGAGUUUCUCGUCAAACGGCUUUUGAAAGAAAGUCAGAUAGAAAUCGAUGCGAUCCAUGAUCCUGUACCGGGACACGAGCCGAGCGCAGGGAUUUCAACUGAAAUAUGUUCCGAUAGCAAUCAUUCCCCGCUUCCUAUACUGACAAAAUUUGACGAUCCUAUCCGGGGGACUGCGCUAAUGAAUGCUGUUGCUCGUAACCAUGAAAAUGUCGUCCGGCUACUGAUUGAAAACGGGGCGGAUCUUCAUCACAUAGAACAAGGGUAUGCAGGGGACAGCAAUAGUGCUUUAUCCAUCGCGUGUGAUAACGGAAACGCCAAAAUGGUGGGUGUCCUCUUGGGAUAUGGCGCUGAUCCAAACGAAAUCUGCGGAAACUGGUCUGCUUUAGCAUCCGCUACCUUCCGUGGAAGCUUAGAUGUUUGUAAGUUGCUCUUAGAUCGUGGGGCGAGUAUUAAUUUGCACAUGGAACACGAUUCAAAUGGCCCAUGUGACAUUUUAUCUAUUGCGGCGAGAAACGGGGAUGUCCAAUUGGUGGAAUUAUUUCUUUCUUGGGGCAUUCAUAUUGGACCUCAAGCUCUGCUUUGGUCACUAUGGCCGGAGGAAGAGAUGUACGAGGUAGAUGAUGAGACGGACGAUGGGACGGACGAUGGGGUGACCUAUGACAACCAGGCAAUAUCAAAGAAAAGGGUCUGCGAGUUGCUCAUUCUCCAUGGCGCAAAUCUCAAUCCGGACCCGACAGGACUUUUCGAUACCCCCCUUGCCAUGGCCCUUCGCUUCAAGUGGUAUGAUAUUUUUGAAUUAAUGCUUCGCAAAGGCGCACGAGUGGAUCCCAGUGAUCCUAGUUGCCUAACUGCUGGAAACAUAUUGAUAGCAGCGAGCAACAGUGUGGACAUGACCAGGCACAUUCUGGAUAUGGGUGUUGAUGCUAACGCGCCAGGUGUUUUCGUAAAGCCAUUUGGUGAGGAGGAUUUACCUGCGACCGGGUUUUCAAACGCGCUACAAGCGGCAGCAUUCCGUAACAAUCCUGGUGUUGUUGAAUUGCUGCUGGAUAGAAAUGCUGAUCUCAAAAUUACUGGUCCGCCUUAUGGCAAUGCACUUUACGCUGUGGCUGGACGAAUAAUCUCAGAUCAAUAUGUGUCGGAUAGUGACGUAUCAAAAGCCCUGAAAAUAUGCAAAAUGCUGCUUGCAAAGGGGGCAAAAUGGUCUACAAAGCAUCUUCCAGAAGACAAAGAACUGAGGGAGAACUGUUUGCUUGGACGUUACAUGUAUCGUGCCCUAUGUUGA
This is a messenger RNA of Talaromyces rugulosus, 3339 nucleotides long. RefSeq lists its product as uncharacterized. Lineage: Eukaryota; Fungi; Ascomycota; Eurotiomycetes; Eurotiales; Trichocomaceae. The transcript is spliced from 7 exons. Gene Ontology annotation, molecular function: protein binding. The record is from RefSeq and is a predicted model, not a curated record. The coding region runs from base 1 to 3339 and encodes 1112 amino acids.